AUGGAUAGUUCUGCCGAACCAUCAUCAUCCGUCAGUUUCACCUCAUCGUCUCAUUUAUCAAACGGGUCGACCAAUAACACUAACCCAAAUCCCGAGAAGUCGGAGCUGAAUCUCGAAAGAAUCAGUUUGAAUAAACUGAGCUCGAAUUUGGGUCAGCUUCUCUGCGAAUCACUUGACAGCGAUUUUAGCGAUGCGGAGAUUGUGGUCGAAGAAAGUACAGUUGGUGUGCACAGGUGCAUUUUAGCGGCCCGGAGCAAGUUUUUCCGAGACCUUUUCACGAACGAGAGAGGUUUUGGCGGGAAGAAUGGGAGGCCGAGGUAUUACAUGGCGAAUUUUUUGCCGUAUGGAAGCAUUGGGUAUGAUGCUUUUGUUCUGUUCCUCAAUUAUUCUUAUACAGGGAAGCUUAAUCAGUCGCCAGUUGAGGUGUCGACAUGUGUCGACAGCUCGUGCACACACGACUCGUGUGGGCCCGCUGUUAACUUUGCUGUGGAGUUGAUGUAUGCAUCGGCGAUUUUUCAGGUCCCCGAGCUUGUCUCGCUUUUUCAGCGGCGACUUCUUAACUUGGUCAGCAAGGCCACCGCGGAUGACAUCAUCCCCAUCCUCAAGCUCGCCUUCCAAUGCCAGCUCAGCCAUCUCUACACGCAUUGCAUUCACCGAGUGGCCCACUCGGACCUCGACACAAUCUCCAUCGAGAAGGAGCUCCCGCCAGCUGUCGCCGAUGAAAUCAAACUUCUCCAGCCGAAUCCUUCUUCUCAUCUCGAACAGGACAAUGACCGAGUCAACUCGGCCUUGAAAAGCGUGAGGAGAAUACUCCGUGCUCUGGACUCGGACGAUAUCGAGCUCGUUCGCCUACUCCUAACCGAGUCCGACACGACCCUCGACGAGGCUUAUGCGCUACACUACGCGGCUGCAUAUUGCGACCCGAAAGUCGUGGCGGAGAUUCUCAGCCUUGGCCUUGCGGACGUCAAUUUACGAAAUGCUCGUGGCCACACGGUGCUCCACGUGGCGGCCAGGCGAAGGGAACCGUCUGUUAUAGUCUCGCUUUUGAACAAGGGGGCUAGUGCUUCGGAGCUCACGUUCGAGGGGCAUACAGCGGUGGAUAUUUACCGGAGGCUGACAAGGCGAAAGGAGUUCGAGAUGAGGAGAGAGAAAGGUCGGGAGGCGAAUAAGGACAGAAUGUGCAUUGAUUUGUUAGAGAGGGAGAUGAGUAGGAAUCCGGUUGUGGGGGAAAGGUCGGUUUCGCCCCUGGCUGUGGCCGAUGACCUGCAGAUGAAGUUGCUCUACUUGGAAGAUAGAGUUGCAUUCGCGCGUAUGUUUUUCCCUACGGAAGCUAAGCUAGCUAUGGAAAUCGCACACGCUGAGACCACAACAGAGCUUACGAGUCUCUUGUGCUCGAGAGGCUCAAGCGGGAACUUGAUGGAGGUUGAUCUGAACGAGACACCCAUCACUCAAAACAAGAAGCUUAUUUCAAGAAUCGAAACACUCUCAAGAACAGUUGAGUUGGGAAGACGAUAUUUUCCAAAUUGCUCACACGUUCUGGAUAAAUUUAUGGAAGAUGACCUGUCCUAUCUCGAGAAGGGCACACCGGAAGAACAGAAAACAAAACGAAAGCGUUUUAUGGAGCUCAAAGAUGAAGUUAACAAAGCGUUCAACAAGGAUAAGGCGAAGCUUCAUCGCUCGGGAUUUUCGUCGUCAAUGGCUUCCUUCAAGGACCCGUCAAGUUACAAAGUUAAGAAACUACGAGAAAACUAA
This is a messenger RNA of Striga hermonthica, 1752 nucleotides long. The record is from the annotation of a GenBank genome assembly. NCBI's taxonomy places the organism in Eukaryota, Viridiplantae, Streptophyta, Magnoliopsida, Lamiales, Orobanchaceae.